Belonocnema kinseyi is the source of this 724-nucleotide messenger RNA. Its product is annotated as nuclear receptor 2C2-associated protein. Lineage: Eukaryota; Metazoa; Arthropoda; Insecta; Hymenoptera; Cynipidae. The record is from RefSeq and is a predicted model, not a curated record. The transcript is spliced from 3 exons. Bases 299 to 712 code for a protein of 137 amino acids.
UUAGAUUUGGUCGUCGGUAUAAUAGAAAGAGUAUUUUCUGUGGUUUCUUCAAAUGCAUCAAACAAAUCGUCGUCAAAAUCAGCCAUUUUUAGAGGUUAAAUAGUUUCGUGUGCGGCUUGCUUCGGGAUUGGCUUCAGGGAGGCGGAGUUCUUUCCAUGAUAUGGUUUUCUUCUAUCUCUUUCUAUUACAAGGUAUUUUUGUGACAGUAGGAAAGGACAUUAGAUGCUGAUCGUUCAUACCCGUUGCGUUUCCAAAUCUUUGGAGUAGUCAAAUUUUUAUAAAUUAAAUACAAUUUAAUAUGACUUGCUUAUUGAAAGAAAGAAAAUUUGAAUGUCGGGUUAGUUCCGUGUUGAACAAAAACAUAAAAGAAUUUGGGAAAAAACAUUUAUUUGAUGAGUCGAAUGAAACUUGCUGGAACUCUGAUUCUGGAACACCGCAGUGGAUUCUGAUAAAUUUUGAAGAGGAAGUUGAUUUAUCGGAAAUAGAAAUUGAGUUCCAGGGUGGAUUCGCCGGUAAACAAUGUUCCUUGGAAGCUGGUUCAGACUCUAAAAAUCUCUCCGUCGUAGAAGAAUUUUUCCCAGAGGACGCAAAUACUGGUCAACGGUUUCGGUUGUCGGAAACGAAAAAAGCUAAAGUGUUUAAAUUAGUUUUUCAUAACAGUACCGAUUUUUUUGGUAGAAUUGUCAUAUAUAGACUAUCGUUUCACUCAUGAUAGUUUUUAUUG